CACAAAACCACAAACCUCGGUCAAAUUCACCCAAAAACCCAUUCCAAACAAACCAAACAAAAACUCAAUCGAUUUCUGUAACCAUGGACUCAAAUCAAAAUAAACGAGCAUGUGCAUAGAUCGAACACACACCGAAAUCGACAACUACCUCCACUAAAAGGAAUUUCGCGUAUGUUCGGGGAAUAGAUUCGCGAAACUAGCGCGUAUCGUCAUAAUCAUUCAGUAGCGGUUGAUAUUUUGGUCGGGCGAGGUGUUAGUUUUAGAAGCUCAGUUGGGGCGGUCCUUCGCCAUCAUGUCAACAGCCCUUCUAGCCGCUAUUGCCGUCAUUUUAUGCAUCCUCUUCAGGAUAUUGAACGUCAACAGCCAACCACAAAAACCCUCGAUAUGGUGCGGUGACGGCAAAUUCCUUGACACCAUCCUCAAGAUAUCACCACUUAUACAAGAACCAUACAUUCCGACUAGACUGUGGGGCUUCAGCGGCCACGUCCAAACCAUCCUUCAUAGCGUUAUUGGCAGAGUGAAAUGCCCAUGGCCUAUAGGGGAACGAGUAUUUUUAUCUUUGCAAGAUGGGACCACGUUAACGUACGACAUGUACCAGCCUUUAGAUACGAAUUUUCAGGAUGAUCUAUCGAUAGCGAUAUGCCCCGGUAUUGGAAAUACGUCUGAAAGUGUAUAUAUACGCACUUUUGUCCACUGGGCACAAUGUCAUGGUUACAGAUGUGCCGUUUUGAAUCAUGUAGGGGCAUUACAAAGUGUGCCCGUUACGGCUCCACGCAUAUUUAGUUAUGGUAAUACGAACGAUUUCCACGAUAUGAUAGGAAGUCUUAUUAAUAGGCAUCCGAACACUAAGAUCGUAUGCGUAGGUUUCAGUUUGGGUGGAAAUUUGGUUACAAAGUACAUGGGUGAACUGGAUAGGGAACGUCCUCUGCAGAUAAUCGGAGGGAUUUCGAUAUGUCAAGGUUAUUGCGCUAUCGAGGGCACAAAAUGGCUGUUGAACUGGCAAAAUUUCCGAAGGUUCUACCUGUACAUAAUGACAGAAAACAUGAAAAAUAUCAUUCUGAAACAUCGCAACGUUCUUCUGUCUGAAGAAGUGAAAAAUCGAUUCAAACUCAACGAACACGAAAUAGUUUCAGCUGCCACUCUUCCAGAGUUAGAUGAGGCCUAUACAAGAAAAGUUCAUGAGUUCAAUUCACUAACCGAAUUAUAUUCAUGGAGUUCUAGCAUUAAUUACAUUCAGAAUAUCAACAAACCAAUGAUUUUCAUUAAUGCCAAGGAUGAUCCUAUAGUUCCCGAGCCGUUAUUAGAACCUAUUAAAUCAAUAACGAUGGAACGAAAAAACAUGCUGUAUUUGGAGCUGGCACACGGCGGCCAUUUAGGCUUUUACGAAGGCGGUCUAAUCUAUCCAAACCCCGUGACUUGGUUAGACCGCACGCUGGUUGCCCUGGUUGGCAGUCUAGCGCUAAACUACGACAACUCCAUGAUGAAGACAGCUCAAGUUAUUUAAGCACCGACCAAUUUUUUGUGAUUUUACAGGAAAUUCCCACCAAAAUAUUGCAUUUAUUGUACGUGUGCGCGUGAUGAUCACUUGCGGACGAGUUUAUACACGACGAUUAUUUAUUUUGUAUUUAUUUUUGUGUAUGACUUUAGGGCCACUUGAAUAUAGUUUUUUUAUGCAGAAGCUUGAUUGUGUUUAGUUGAUUCACACUAGUAUUAUUAGUUGUAUGUGAAUUUUUUGACAGCUGUUGUAAAGUCUGGUUGUUGGAAGUGGUUGAAGAUCGCACUGUUUUUUGUGAUGCGAUAGUGCUGUCUGUCUUCGGUCGUAAGAACCAGACUUUAAUGGUGCUCAAUGUAGCCGCGCCAUUGUCACCUGUACUUAAUGUGAUAUCUAGUUCUAGUUGUACUGUAACUUAAUUGUAAAAAAAAUUAUGGAAGAUUAUUUUUGUAACUUUGUACAUUGAUUAACUGGGAUAAUUGUUAUGUUGUAAUUUAUUCGAUUUCAAGUUUUUGUUUUCUAUGUAAAGUUUUGAAUAUGUUUUAUAAUGUUAAUCAAAUAUAAAGUUAAAAAUU
This is a messenger RNA of Zophobas morio, 2067 nucleotides long. It is a transcript of the gene Hydr2, whose product is annotated as abhydrolase domain-containing protein 2. NCBI's taxonomy places the organism in Eukaryota, Metazoa, Arthropoda, Insecta, Coleoptera, Tenebrionidae. Gene Ontology annotation, biological process: acylglycerol catabolic process; medium-chain fatty acid catabolic process; medium-chain fatty acid biosynthetic process. The coding region runs from base 293 to 1504 and encodes 403 amino acids. Gene Ontology annotation, cellular component: sperm plasma membrane; sperm flagellum. Gene Ontology annotation, molecular function: monoacylglycerol lipase activity; acetylesterase activity. The transcript is spliced from 7 exons. The record is from RefSeq and is a predicted model, not a curated record.